AUGGGAGCCUACAAGUACCUUUCUGAGAUCUGGAACAAGAAGCAAUCUGACGUGAUGCGCUUCUUGAUUCGCGUCAGGAACUGGGAGUUCCGUCAGCUACCUGCUGUCCACCGUGCCUCCAAGGCCACUCGCCCUGACAAGGCCCGUCGUCUCGGCUACAAGGCCAAGCAGGGCGUUGUUAUCUACCGUGUCCGCAUCCGCAGGGGUGACCGUAAGAAGCGCGUCUCCAAGGGUAUCGUCUACGGUAAGCCCGUCCAUCAGGGUGUCAACAAGCAGAAGUCUACCAAGUCUCUUCGCGCUAUUGCCGAGGAGCGUGUUGGUCGCCGCUGUGGUUCUCUCCGUGUCCUCAACUCCUACUGGGUUGGUCAGGACGCCCAGUUCAAGUUCUUCGAGGUCAUCAUGGUCGAUCCCUUCCACAACGCCAUCCGUAACGACCCUCGCAUGAACUGGAUCGCUCACUCUACCAUGAAGCACCGUGAGCUCCGUGGUCUCACCAGUGCUGGUCGUAAGAGCCGUGGUCUCCACAAGCGCGGUUCCCACUUCGGUACCAAGGUUCGCCCCUCGAAGCGCGCCAACUGGAAGAGACGCCAGACUCUCCAGCUCAAGAGGUUCCGAUAA
This is a messenger RNA of Perkinsus marinus ATCC 50983, 618 nucleotides long. Its product is annotated as 60S ribosomal protein L15, putative. The record is from RefSeq and is a predicted model, not a curated record. Gene Ontology annotation, molecular function: RNA binding; structural constituent of ribosome. Bases 1 to 618 code for a protein of 205 amino acids. Lineage: Eukaryota; Perkinsozoa; Perkinsida; Perkinsidae. The transcript has a single exon. Gene Ontology annotation, biological process: cytoplasmic translation. Gene Ontology annotation, cellular component: ribosome; cytosolic large ribosomal subunit.